Cyphellophora attinorum is the source of this 1530-nucleotide messenger RNA. Its product is annotated as Transcription factor RLM1. The transcript has 3 exons. Gene Ontology annotation, molecular function: DNA-binding transcription factor activity, RNA polymerase II-specific; RNA polymerase II cis-regulatory region sequence-specific DNA binding; protein dimerization activity. NCBI's taxonomy places the organism in Eukaryota, Fungi, Ascomycota, Eurotiomycetes, Chaetothyriales, Cyphellophoraceae. The record is from RefSeq and is a predicted model, not a curated record. Bases 1 to 1530 code for a protein of 509 amino acids. Gene Ontology annotation, biological process: positive regulation of transcription by RNA polymerase II.
AUGGGCCGGAGGAAGAUCGAGAUCAGGGCGAUAAAGGAUGAUCGCAAUCGAUCUGUAACAUUUCUGAAGCGCAAAGGCGGCCUCUUCAAGAAGGCGCACGAGUUGUCGGUACUAUGCUCGGUCGACGUCGCAGUCAUCAUCUUUGGUCAUAACAAGAAAUUAUACGAGUUCUCGUCUGGAGACAUUCACGAGACCUUGCGGCGCUACAGCUAUUAUGGCCAACCGCACGAGCACAAAGGACCCGCCGACUUCAAGGGCAAAGGCGGCGGCAGUGACGACGAGGACGACGACGAAGAUGACGGACAGCAGAUCAAGGAAGAUUCAUUACCUCCUCAGCAGCAUCCAGGCAUGAUGCCGCCACAUAUGCAACACCACAAUUCGUUUCAGCACAUACGGCCUCCGCAUCAGGCCUCAGCUUCCCCACCGAUGCAGAAUGGCAUGUUCCCGAGGCACAGCACGCCUCAACCGCCCCAGAUAGAUUCGCGCCCAGGCUCCAGAAAUACUAUCCGGAGGACGUCGUCGAAUCUCGUCCCAAUGCAACAUCCUCAUCCAACGCCGCCACCACCGCAGAAUGGCUUCGCGUACAUGCCUAAUCCUCCAAUAUACCAGCCGCAGCAAAAUAUGCCGACGACACAACCACAAUUUCAGCAGUUCCCUCCGCAACAUCAGCAACCUCAACAGUAUCUCCAUCCACAGCAAGGUCAUCCGCCACCACGACCGGCAUCCGCGCCCCGUCACGAUAGUCUGGGACCACCUCAGCAUAUGCAACAGCGACAAUCUCCUCAACCAGAAUUCAAACAACCUCAAAACACUCCGCCACAGAUCAAACAUCUCUCCUCAAAGUCCCGCUCCAUAUUCACGCCCAUCGACGAGGGCGGUUCCGUGCUGGCUCAACACUUCUUUGGCGGCGGCGCACCUGAUCCGCCCAGGCAAUCAACUAUGAAACGCUCCGUGUCGCCGCAACCACCUCCGCGCUCGACCACAACUCAACCACAGAUGAUGACCACAUCCGCAUUCCAUCAACAACCACAACCGCCUCCCAGGCCUCAAUCAACAUCAAAUGCGCCCGAAUUUCCGCCACCAACACGAUCGAACACCUCCGGCUCGCGCUCGGGCGCCCCGCGACCGAAGCUGAACCUCACAAUCCCCUCCGAGGCGUCCGACAACGAAGACGAAGCGACCGGAGCCCCUAAUCAGCCUCGUCCUGCUGUUGCACCUCGAUCCGCAAACCCUGCCGCAGGCGGUUCGAAUUCCACCAGCAACAGUUCCGGCCGCGGCAUCGUACACUUACCUCCGCCCUCACCCUCAGCUAGCGCCGUUCUGUCAGCUGGAGCGGUCGGGCCCGGAAACCCAUUUGCACGCCCACAUCCUCCAGCACCGACGAGCCAAAACAAAGACGCAUACGACUCGAACGCCACCAAAAACGGCGGCAAUGGCGGCCCAGUUAGCAAAGGAAGCGGCGACAGCAACAGCAGAUUAGGUCUUGGAGAGAUCGAGACGCCUAUCUCGCACUGCCGUCGAGAUACAUGA